Messenger RNA from Lampris incognitus (smalleye Pacific opah), 7640 nucleotides. It is a transcript of the gene ncor2, whose product is annotated as nuclear receptor corepressor 2. Gene Ontology annotation, molecular function: transcription corepressor activity. Gene Ontology annotation, biological process: negative regulation of transcription by RNA polymerase II. NCBI's taxonomy places the organism in Eukaryota, Metazoa, Chordata, Actinopteri, Lampriformes, Lampridae. The transcript has 46 exons. The record is from RefSeq and is a predicted model, not a curated record. Bases 244 to 7449 code for a protein of 2401 amino acids.
CAGGAGCGGGUGCGACGUGAACUGCUAGCCGAGCAGAUGAGAGCGAAAACUACUCUUUCAUGUGGAAUAUUUUGGGUGGACGACAUCUAUUCGAAGUGACGACAUCGCCACCCGAUAUACGAGGGACAGUUGACGGGGACCGGAGCGUUAGCGUUACUGGCUACAGGACACAGCCGAUAAUGCACUGUGUCUUCUCUGCAGCCCCACCCACUUCCUGCCUGUAGAGGAAGCGGCUGUGCCAGCAUGUCCUCUCAUCCCCAGUCUGUGCCGCAGGGCCGGAGGUCUGUCGACACACGCCAUCUGCCAAACCCUGCCACUCUGCCACUGCAGCUGCAACGGGCACACACGGAGGUGGGACUGGUAGACUACCACCCUCAUGCCAGGGACUACAGCUCCCACCUGGCCCAACCCCAUCGCCGUCGGCCCUCACUGCUCUCCGAAUUCCAGCCUGGAAAUGAACGAGGCCAGGAGCAGCACAUUCGUUAUGAGCACAUCUACAUGCCAGAGCCCAACAGCCAGUCAGAGGUUGAGUAUUCUGAGAUCAAACGGCCUCGACUGGAGAUUGGGCCAGAGUCUCUGAUGAGGCAUUCAGCUCACCGUCCGCCUCUCUCCCUGGGUGGGUCUGAAGAUAUGGCCAAGGAGCGUGGCAGUUCCAUGGGGAAGCUGGAGCCUAUCUCCCCUGUCAGUCCGGCCCAGAUGGACCCUGAUCUUGAUAUGGUGCCAGCCCGCUUCUCCAAAGAGGAGCUGAUCCAGAACAUGGACCGUGUGGACAGAGAGAUCACCAUGGUGGAGCAGCAGAUCUGCAAGCUUCGCAAGAAACAGCAACAGUUGGAAGAGGAGGCAGCAAAGCCCCAGGAGCCAGAGCGCCCUAUCUCACCUCCACCCAGCGAGGCCAAGCACCGCAGCCUGGUGCAGAUCAUCUAUGAUGAAAACAGGAAAAAGGCUGAAGAAGCUCAUAGGAUACUGGAGGGACUGGGGCCCAGAGUGGAACUGCCUCUGUACAACCAGCCCUCAGACACCAAGCAGUACCAUGAGAACAUCAAAAUAAACCAGGCAAUGAGGAAGAAGCUCAUCCUAUACUUCAAGAGGAGAAAUCAUGCGAGGAAGCAGUGGGAGCAGAAAUUCUGCCAGCGCUAUGACCAGCUGAUGGAGGCUUGGGAAAAGAAGGUGGAGCGCAUCGAAAACAACCCACGGCGGCGAGCCAAAGAGAGCAAGGUGCGCGAGUACUACGAGAAACAGUUCCCUGAGAUCCGCAAACAAAGAGAGCUGCAAGAGCGCAUGCAGGGUCGUGUGGGGCAGCGUGGCAGUGGGCUGACCUCGUCCGCAGCUCGCAGUGAACACGAGGUCUCCGAGAUCAUUGAUGGCAUAUCAGAGCAAGAGAACACGGAGAAGCAAAUGCGUCAGCUAGCGGUUAUCCCUCCCAUGCUGUUUGAUGCCGAACAACAGCGCAUCAAGUUCAUCAACAUGAACGGUCUGAUGGAUGACCCCAUGAAGGUGUACAAGGACCGGCAGGUCAUGAACAUGUGGAGUGAGCAAGAGAAGGACACCUUCAGAGAGAAGUUUAUCCAACACCCAAAGAACUUUGGACUGAUUGCUUCUUUCCUGGAGAGAAAGACAGUGGCUGAGUGUGUACUCUUCUAUUACCUGACCAAAAAGAAUGAAAACUACAAGAACAUAGUACGCAGAAACUACCGGCGCCGUGGCAGGAGCCAGCAUGGGCAGCAGCAGCAGCAGCAGCAGCAGCAGCAGCAGCAGCAGCAACAACAACAACAACAACAGCAACAGCAGCAACAGGUGAAUCGCAGCAGCCAGGAGGAAAAGGAAGAGAAGGAGAAGGAGGGAGAGAGGGAGGAGGAGAAGACUGAAGCCGAAGACAAAGAAGAUGGAAUGAAGGAUGACACCUCUGGAGAGGAUGGAGAGGACAAAGAGCCCACGGUAACUGUCAAGGGUCGACGCACGGCCAACAGCCAGGGCCGCCGCAAGGGCCGCAUCACCCGCUCCAUGACCAGCGAGGUGGAGGAGACUACCACACCACCCCUCAGCAGUGAGCUAGCCAAUCUGGAGAUGAACGAGAGCUCUCGAUGGACUGAGGAAGAGAUGGAAACUGCCAAAAAAGGCCUUCUCCAGUAUGGUAGGAACUGGUCUGCCAUUGCUAAAAUGGUGGGCUCCAAAACCGUGUCCCAGUGCAAGAACUUCUAUUUCAACUAUAAGAAGAGGCAGAAAUUGGAUGAGAUUCUGCAGCAGCAUAAAAUAAAAUCGGAGAAAGAGCGUAAAGCUCGGCGUAAGGGCAAAGCACCGCAGAGUGAGGAGGCCAGUGCCCCGUCUGCAGCGGAGGAGGAGGAGAUGGAGGGCUCCGGGGCCAGCGGCAAUGAAGAAGAGGCCCCCGAGGAUGGAGAAGGUGGAGCCAACAACAGUUCGGACACAGAGAGUCUACCCUCGCCGCGCUCCUCAGAGGACAGCAAGACUAAAGAGGAGGCUUCCGGUAGGGCUAAGUCCAGCUCCAACAGCGCGGAAAAAGAGGUGGCCUGCUCAGACGCAGGCCAGGCAGGGGAUGAGAAGCCCCUGAGCCAUGGAGAUGGGGAAAGGGUUAUCAAGCAGGAACUGAAGACUGAGGAAGGCGAGUCUAGCAAGGAGCAGCACCAGCUUCCACUGCCACCUAGUGACUCCACAGACAAGAAACCUCCCCCCAUAGAGACAGAGGAAGUCAAGAGCUCCACUAAAUCCUCCAAGAGGGACCAUGGGGCCAAGAUAGGCUCCCAUGGGGACAGCGAUUCUAGCGCUACCUGCAGCGCGGAUGAGGUGGAAGAAACGGACAACACAGACAAGAGCAGAAUGACUUCUCCAAGGCCCAGCCUGCUAAACUACAGUCAUGAUGGAGUCAUCUCAUCCCCCUUGCAGAAGCCCAUGGACCUGAAGCAGCUCAAACAGAGGGCUGCUGCUAUCCCACCUAUUAUGCCAGAGGUGUCUGUGCAAGCUGGCCAGCGGGGUGGAUGUGGUAAGACCGUGCUGCCCCCUCAUGCCCUUGCACUGUACCAGCAGCAGAUCACCAUGGCUCACGGAGAGUCCUCCCAGGAGUCCAAACAGCAGCAACAGCAACUCCAGGGCCAACCAGGCAAACAGCAGCCUUAUCCAGUGCAGCCGGAUAGAGAGAGCCUCUGUAGCAGCAGCCCCCGUGUCCGGCCACGCAGCCCCUCCACCAACGACAAGGAUGACAAGGCUCGGGCUUUCUCUCCUCACGGGGAUGCCAAGAAGCAGGCACUUGGCUCAGAUGACCCCAGGACCUCUAACUUGGCUCGACCAGUACUAUCCCCCUACCCCAUGUCCCCACGAGACAUGGCUAAGAUCAGUCAUGACCAGCAUCUGCUGCACUAUAACUCGUUCCAGCAAGUGGGCCAUUCUGCACCCCCUGGUCUGCAGCAGGAUGGUACCAGGCUUGCAGCAGUGAGACCUCUCCACAUGCCUGAGCCACCUCCUCUUAUCUCCUCCACCAAGCCAGGGGGAUCAAUCACCCAGGGAACCCCAGUACAGUUGCAUAGCCCGGCUCACGGGCUGGACCAUAGCAAGAUCCCACCUUCAGCAAUGGGUUUGUCUUGGAUGGAUCAGAGGAAAGUUGCAGGUUCUUUCCCAGUGGUAAAGCAGGAGCAGCUGUCUCCACGCUGCUCAUCCUCCCAGGCCGAGAACCUGUCCACACAGGGGACACCUCAUGACAGCACUGGACGUGGGUCCAUACCAGCUGUCCAAGGGGGUAGUAUUACUAAGGGCAUCCCAGGGACCAGAGUGCACCAGGACUCUCCAAUCUCCUACCGUGGGGGCUCCAUCACUCAGGGCACACCAGCAGAUGUGCUUUACAAGGGAACUAUAACACGUCUUAUCACAGAGGACAGUCCCAGCCGUACCGAGAGGGAGCGAGAUGAAGCCCUGUCAAAGGGACAUGUUGUCUAUGAAGGCAUCAGCGGACACAUCCUUACAUAUAGCUCAGCUUCUCAGAACCCUAAAGACGAUGGCCGCGGCCCCGGGCAGCCCGGGGAGAUCCUAGGCCUGAAGCGUCACUAUGAUGUUAUGGAGGGAGGCAUCUCCAGAGGGCUCCCAAUGAGGGACUCCCUUUCUGCAGCCAAUUGUGAGGGUCUGAUCGGCCGAGCCAUGCCUCAUGAGAGGGACAGCCCACACCACACAUCCUUCAAGGAUGCUCACCAUAUCCGCGGUUCCAUCUCACAAGGUAUCCCUCGCCACCUUGACCCACAGGACGGCUACAUGAGGAGAGAGGCUAAACAGAUGAAAAGAGAGGGCUCGCCACCCCGUGGACCUGGCUCGCUGGUAGACCCUAUUAAGGGCCGUGAGGCCAUAGUUCCCACUGUGAAGGAAGCCGGGCGAUCCAUCCACCUCAUUCCCAGGGAGGAGCUCAGACAGCCUGCCAAGGAGGGCAUCAUAGCACAGGGUACUCCAAUGAAGCAGGAGUCAUCUGGUUCAGGGAAACGCCAUGAUGUCCGUUCCAUCAUAGCUAGCUCACCACGUUCCUAUCACAGCAUGGCCUCUCACCUGGAGAUGCGGCCUGAAAGGGGCCGCUAUGAGGAGGCUCCCAAAGGCCGACCCAGUGCUGUGGUUAGUACGGCCAGCUCUAUGGCCCGCUCCUCUCCCCUCACACUGGGGCCAGAGCAGGGAAGUAAGUCCCACCAUAGUCCUGUAGGCUAUGAGGACAAGGGCUCCCUUAGGGCCCCAUACCCUGGGCCCUCUCAUCGGGGGUCACCUCUCUCCAGGGAGGCAAGCCAACGCCAGCAUGAGGGUUCUAGUAAGAAUCCCUCUCAGGAGCGUAAAGCCACACCUACCCCCAGGGAAAUGAGUGCCACCAAGUCACCCCUCCCAGGUGUGGCAGAGCAGCAGGCCUCUCUAGCAUCUUAUGAGCGGCUUUUGCAGGGUCUUGGGGCUGCAGAUGUGUAUCGUGGACAGAUCCCUCUAGCCUUCGAUCCUGCAGCCUUACCCCGUGGCAUCCCUAUUGACCCAGCGGCCUACUACUUGCCUCGCCACCUUGCCCCUAACCCGGCCUAUCCUCACCCUUACCCUUACCUGAUCCGGGGCUUUCCCGACACAGCAGCCCUGGAAAACCGCCAGACACUGCUUAAUGACUACAUCACCUCCCAGCAAAUGCACCAAUGGCCUGCAGCUGCUGCCAUGGCUGCCCAGCGUUCAGACCUCCUCAGGGGCCUGUCUCCUCGAGACCAGCCCCUCCCUCUACCCUACUCUGCACCCCCACGCGGGAUCAUCGAUCUGUCUCAGGUGCCACACUUACCUGUCCUGGUCCCUUCCUCUGCAGGGGCAGCUAGCUCCCCAAUGGACCGCAUCACCUACAUCCCUGGGGGCACCACCGCCUUCCCUGGCCGGCCUUAUACCACCUCCCCCAUCUCACCUGUCGGGUCCUCCCACAUAAACAAGAUGCAAGGCACACCAUCAUCUGCAGAGCGGGAAAGAGAACGAGAUCGAGAGAGGGAAAGAGAUCGGGAGAGAGACAGAGAGAGAGAGAGGGAAAGAGAUCGGGAGAGAGACCGUGAAAGGGAGAGAGAUCGGGACAGAGACCGGGACAGAGAGAAGGGCAGUUCACACGGAAAUGUGGAGCAUGCCCCCAUCUGGAGACCAGGUACAGAACAUAGCUCUGGGGGCAGCAGCAGCAGCAGUGUGAGGCCUUCCUCCCACUCAUACAGCCACCAGCACUCCCCAGUGUCUCCCCGCACCCAGGACAAUGUGCAGCAGAGGCCAAGUGUCCUGCACAACACAGGGGGCAAGAGUCUUUCCAUCAGUGAACACUCCAGCUCUUCUGUGCUAAGGUCCAUACCCUCAAGCUCAACCCGCUACCCAGGAUACCCAAGCCACCUCCAGAGGUCUGGUGUGCCUUCUGAGGGCUACCCACCAGGCAUGGAUUCUGUUGGAGCCAAAGAGAGAGAUGGAGGCAAAAGCAGGGGGAGUCUACCCAAGCAUCUUCAGGACCAGCAUGGUUCCUCCAGUAAAUCUGACCACAAGCUGCCAAGCCCAAGCCAAGGGGGAUUAUACCCCGGCUCCUAUUCCCCGGCCUCAGGCCGACCCCCACACCUGCUGCCCCCCCAGCUGGAUAACCCUCCUGGCCGUGGAGAAGGUGGUACACCUAGUAGGGAAAAGACUCAAAACAAACCGAUGUCCGUUCAGGAACAAGAGCUCCGAGCACUCGCUCAACAGAAGAUGGUUCCCAUGGAGCAGCAUGGUCUGUACCGACCUCCGUCUGAAGAGAGGCUGUCCCCUGGCCAGCAGCCCCCAUCCCCCUGCCUUAAAGGCAGCCAGAGGGUGGUCACCCUGGCCCAGCACAUCAGUGAGGUGAUUACCAAGGACUACACCAGACAAAGCCAGCAGCAGCAGCAGCAAAACUACCACAGCUCCCCUGUCCUGGACCUCACUCAGCCACCAAGCGCCCCCCAGCCCCCACCCAACUCCCAGGAUCCUGCCCAAGGGUCCCGCUACACUCCAGAUGGCCCCGGAGGGGAACGCAACAGAGACAGGUCUCCUCCUCAGCCCAAAGCAUCGCCCAUCAGCAUGUCAAAUGAUGGUAUUGAACCAGUGUCUCCUGCUGGAGCCAUGUCUGAGCCAGAGGCCCAAGGAGCGGCCUCCUAUCCCAACGAGCAGGGAGAGCAAGGCAUGGGCUCCCGCUCCCCUCCAAAUGCCUCCCAGCCACCAGCCUUCUUCAGCAAGCUGACUGAGAGCACUUCAGCCAUUGUCAAGUCAAAGAAACAGGAGAUCAUCAAGAAGAUGACUGUAGUAGGCAGUGAGGGAGACUUCAAUGCCGGUCAGCCAGGAACAGAGAUCUUCAAUAUGCCAGCAUCUACCACUGCAGGACCUGUGAGCAUCCGCAGCCACCCAGCUCCAGAGGCCUCUGGUAAUUCAAUAGGCUUGGAAGCCAUCAUAAGAAAGGCUCUGAUGGGUAAAUAUGAUGACCAAGCUGAGGAGCGGUCACCCACCAAUGCUAUUAACACCAUGGCUGCCAGUUUGCCCGCUGCUAUGCCUGUAGGUGAUGGACGGACUGAGGACUCUUACUCACAACAAGGUGGUGGCAAGUCCUUAAAAGGCAAUGGUCGCUCUAAUGGACGGAAGGCCAAGUCCCCAGGUCCAGGCCACUCAGUGGGGGAGAGACCCUCCUCUGUGUCUUCGGUCCACUCAGAGGGCGACUGCAACAGACGAACCCCCCUCACCAACCGUGUAUGGGAGGACAGACCCUCUUCCACAGGUCCCACCCCUUUCCCAUGUAACCCAUUGACAAUGCGUUUCCCGAGUGGCAUGGUGUCUGCCUCAUCCCCUUCCUCCGGGCAGCCAGGGGCUCAGGGGCCAGUCCAGGGCCAGAGCCAAGGUUCGGGACCAGGCCAGGGCCGGUCCUGGGAAGAGGAGCCCAAGCCUCUGCUCUGCUCUCAGUAUGAAACCCUGUCUGACAGUGAGUGACAGAAAUGCUACCAUAGAACAGCACCCGCCAACUGUUGACCACCUCUGUGCUGCUUCAGAUAAACAUACACACAUACAGUGCUUUGCAAAAGUAUUCAACCCCCUUGACAGUCAUCACUAAUUUCUGGAUUAUAAAAGAUACUCACACACUUGUUCCUGAACAGUAUUAUUUUUGUGAUCCGAUCAGUAUG